Messenger RNA from Epinephelus fuscoguttatus (brown-marbled grouper), 2688 nucleotides. It is a transcript of the gene strn, whose product is annotated as striatin, calmodulin binding protein. Gene Ontology annotation, molecular function: armadillo repeat domain binding; protein-containing complex binding; protein phosphatase 2A binding. NCBI's taxonomy places the organism in Eukaryota, Metazoa, Chordata, Actinopteri, Perciformes, Serranidae. The record is from RefSeq and is a predicted model, not a curated record. Bases 157 to 2520 code for a protein of 787 amino acids. The transcript has 18 exons. Gene Ontology annotation, cellular component: dendrite.
CGCGGUCGUCUCAUCGUCUGACAGCUGGCUCAGACAGGAGUUGUGUCGGCCAGCAGAGAGGACUGUUGAUGGACCAGAUUUCCUUCCCCAGGAUAUUUUACCGAAGCGGUUGAGAGCACCGGACCGAACCAGAAGCUGUACCGCCCCGGUCCGGCCAUGGACGAGCAGGCGGGCCCCGGCGUCUUCUUCAACAACAACAACAACUCGGGUUUGCCCGGCGCUGGGAAUAUUAAAGCUCCGCAGACUGGCGAAGUCGGGGGCGGAGAGGCGGCCAGGGCUCAGUACAACAUCCCGGGGAUUUUACACUUUCUCCAGCAUGAGUGGGCCCGCUUCGAGGUGGAGAGGUCACACUGGGAGGUCGAGCGGGCCGAGCUGCAGGCUCAGAUCGCCUUCCUGCAGGGGGAGAGGCGAGGUCAGGAGAACCUGAAGAAAGACCUGGUGAGGCGGAUCAAGAUGCUGGAGUACGCUCUCAAACAAGAGAGGGCAAAAUACCAUAAGCUGAAAUAUGGAACAGAACUGAACCAGGGAGAGAUCAAACCUCCGAGUUAUGAUUCAGAUGAGGGGAAUGACAGUGAGGCUCCCAGUCCUCCGAACAGCAGCCAUCAGCUCAGCUGGAAACAAGGACGCCAGCUGCUCAGACAAUACCUGCAGGAGGUCGGAUACACAGACACCAUCCUGGAUGUGAAGUCUCAGAGAGUGAGAGCGCUGCUCGGUCUGACCGGAGACUCAGGAGAGAAACCCUCAGAGAAGAAAGUCGAACCGAUGGUCAACGGCACCGAACCGUCCUCCCUGAAGGACAGCGGCAUGGUCAGUAAACCCGACAUGUCCGACUCAGCCACCGUGUUGGAGGCCUUCAAGUUCAUUGAGAGCGCUGCAGCAGAAUUCAGCGACGAGGACGAGGACGAGGACAGUGAAGGACGGGAUAAGACCAUCUUAGACCUGGCUACAAUGGUGAGGAAGAAACAGUCGUCUACACCUUCGUCCACAACCUCUGACCUCAGCGACGACCCCGACACAGAGGAGGCUCUGAAGGGUUUUGAUUUCUUGGCGAGUCCAGACGAGUUGGACGGAUCUCCGGAGUCCAGGAGCGGGGAGGACAGCGGAGAGUGGGAGAAGGAAGAGCAGUCUCCUCUGGGUGAACUGGCCUGGGACGUGGACCAGGGACUGAUAGCCCAGCUCAAGGAGCAGUACAGGAAGGAACGCAAGGGCAAGAAGGGGGUAAAGAGACCAAACCGGUCUAAGCUCCAGGACAUGCUGGCUAACCUGCGGGAUGCUGAGGAGAUUCCCUCCCUGCAGCCUCCUGUGACACCCCCCUCCCGCCCCGCUGUACCCAGACUCAAUGAGCACGAAUUGGGACGCCCAGAAGAAGAGGCAAUGACCUUCCUGCCAUCGUCUGGGAAGUCGUUCAUACUGGGCAGAGUGGACGAGGCGGUUUCUAACGAGCUGGGACUGGGAGAACUGGCAGGACUGACGGUCGCCAACGAGGCUGAAACCCUGGCGUAUGACAUCACCAACAACAAAGACGCUCUGAGGAAGACCUGGAACCCAAAGUUCACCCUGCGGAGCCACUUUGACUCGGUGCGGAGUCUGGCCUUCCACCCGGUGGAGCCCGUCCUGGUCACCGCCUCCGAAGAUCACACCCUCAAACUGUGGAACCUCCAGAAGACGGCGCCCGCCAAGAAAUGUGCUGCUUUAGACGUGGAGCCCAUCUACACAUUCAGAGCUCACAGCGGCGCUGUGCUGUGCGUCACCAUGAGCUCCAGCGGUGAGCAGUGCUUCAGUGGCGGCGUGGACGGCACCAUCCAGAGCUGGAACACCCCCAACCCCAACAUCGACCCCUACGACUCAUAUGAACCCUCUGUCCUGCGGGGGGCGCUGUUAGGUCACACAGACUCAGUGUGGGGUCUGGUCUACAGCUCGGCCCACCAGCGCCUCCUCUCCUGCUCGGCUGAUGGGACGGUCCGGCUGUGGAACGCUGCCGACACCUCGCCAUCUCUCGCUGUCUUUAACGAGAGAGGAGAGCUGGGAGUGCCGACCUCGGUGGACCUGGUGAGCAGCGAGCCGGCUCACAUGGUGACAUCUUUCACCACCGGGCACAUCGGACUCUUCAACAUGGAGACGCAGCAGCUCGUCCUGAAGCUGGAGUCCGCCGGGCCGCCAGAAGCUCCCUGCAAGAUCAACAAAGUGCUGAGUCAUCCCACGCUGCCAAUCACCAUCACAGCUCAGGAGGACCGGCACAUCCAGUUCUUCGAUAAUAACACAGGUAAACUGAUCCACUCGAUGGUCGCUCACCUGGACUCUGUCACGAGUCUCGCUGUGGAUCCAAAUGGACUGUACCUCAUGUCUGGAAGUCACGACUGCUCGAUCCGUUUGUGGAACAUGGAGAGCAAGACGUGCAUCCAGGAGUUCACCGCUCACCGCAAGAAGUUCGAGGAGUCGAUCCACGACGUGGCAUUCCACCCUACUAAGUGCUACAUCGGCAGCGCCGGGGCCGACGCGCUCGCCAAGGUGUUUGUAUGACCUGACACCAGCUGAGUGUGGAGCUCAGAGGACGGGUGGAGCGUCACAGAGAUGGAGGAGGGUGGAGUUGGUCUCCACUGUUGAGUUUGGAUGAGGAAGCAGAAAACUGAAGGUGACAAUAGCCGGACUGCUCCUUUAAGAUCUGUCAAAUAUCCCCCCCCACCCCCC